UCUCGUUCCGGAACCAGUGACAGAAGCGUCUCAAAAACUGGGGAAGAUUUUAGCUGGCGGACCGGAAGUCUUCGGAGUCACAUUGAAGCGGUGUAUUAGGUUCUCCGCUUAAGGAGAACUCACAUGAUACACAUGCGAUUGCACCAGCAGUAGGAUCUAGUCAUGAUGGUCUCAAGGUUAAUGCCACGGCUGAAUGUGUUCUUCAGGGUGUCUGGUUUCCAUCAGUACCAGUGCAAGUCUGUAAACAAUGCAAUACAACACUGCCGUUCUACCAGCUUUAUUACAAACCAUACACAAAGGUACUCCACAUCAACCACUGACAUCAGGCAGCCCCCGAAACAAUGGACAGUUCUCGAGCCAGAGUUAGAGGAGUUCCUCAUUCCACGGAAACUCUCCGUUACACCUUUAGAGAGCUGGCUUUCUCUGCGCUAUUCACUACCUCCGCUUCUCGAGGCUCCUGCCCCUUUGGAGGGAGGUGAUCUGAUAGAGGAGGCCGUGGUGUUGCCUCCUUCGGCCAUGCCUGUACUGGAGGAUGGUGAGAGCUCCACACCGCUGAGCUGUAAGAAUGUGUUGGAGAUCCGGCGACGGAAGAUGAACAGACAUAAAUACAAGAAGCUGCUGAAGAGGACCAAGUUCCUAAGGAGGCGGAUCAAGGAACGCAGACAGAAAAGGAAGCAGUCUAGAUUUGAGAAGGAUCUAACUAGAAUCUGGAGGCGAGCAGGACUGAAAAAAGCCCCCGAGGGAUGGACCACGCCGAAAAUCUUCGUCAAUCAUCAAGUGAAGCGCCGCUGAUUGUUUAAUGAAAAUUUACUGUGUAAAAUAACAUUUCUAUUCAGGACUGGAGUAGCUUUGUUGAUCGUCAGCUUGCCAUUGCUACAUCUUGGUGGAAACCUGUGAAUUUCACAUAUUUAAUAUUGUAAUCGAAAUAAACACCUUUUUACCACCUUAACAAUGUGC
Molecule: messenger RNA, 957 nt
Organism: Hemibagrus wyckioides
Lineage: Eukaryota; Metazoa; Chordata; Actinopteri; Siluriformes; Bagridae
Gene: aurkaip1
Product: aurora kinase A interacting protein 1
Exons: 4
Coding region: 163-792 (209 amino acids)
Biological process (GO): mRNA processing
Cellular component (GO): mitochondrion
Source: RefSeq, a predicted model, not a curated record